Molecule: messenger RNA, 1426 nt
Organism: Annulohypoxylon maeteangense
Lineage: Eukaryota; Fungi; Ascomycota; Sordariomycetes; Xylariales; Hypoxylaceae
Product: LigB-domain-containing protein
Exons: 5
Coding region: 313-1314 (333 amino acids)
Molecular function (GO): zinc ion binding; oxidoreductase activity, acting on single donors with incorporation of molecular oxygen; ferrous iron binding
Source: RefSeq, a predicted model, not a curated record
CCCACAUUCGCCCGAAUCCUUGGAAUCUCUAAACCUCGUCUAGGUAACGCCAACGGGCAAACUCAUUCCCUAACGAUUGGAUGCUGACCGAUUUUUGGUAAUUGCUGAAGAAUUCAAUAUGUGGUUGCUAUAGUACCGGCCUCCCUUAGCGACUUGCACCGGACAUUUCGGAGAACGAAUAGCUUGGAGUGAGUUACCAAUCAAGUUCCCAGGUUACCAAUCAACUUUGAAGUUACCAACGAGUGUUUGAACCUUGAGUUGUUUCAUAUUUUUCUGUUCAACAACGACUCAACUCACAAAUAAAAGCGUCUCAUGGAUUCUCACCGAUUAUAUACAAGACCACUCUUGAUUAUAUCACUGAUUGUCGCAGUCGUGGCUUUCUUAUUUUCAACAUCACUGUUUCGUGUUACAUUGCCCCUUUUCACUUGGAAGUCCAUAUCCUCUUUUACGCAACACCGACUAUCAACGAACUCCUCACCAAAAAUGGCGAAUAAUAAAAUCCCAGUUUAUUUCUUCAGCCAUGGAGGUCCAACCGUCCAAUAUGAGACGGAGCAUCCAGCUUACCCAAUCCUACAAAACAUUGGGAAAGAAAUAACGGAGAAAGUAAAGCCUAAGGCCGUGGUUGUCUUUUCAGGCCAUUGGGAGGCUGGACGUAAUGUGAUCGAAGUGAACACUGCCGAGCACACGGAUCUGAUCUAUGACUUCUAUGGGUUCCCGCCCGAGUACUAUAAGGCACAGUAUCCGAAUAAGGGAAGCCCCGAGCUCGCCUCUCACAUACUCGAUCUUCUGACUAAGGCUGGGAUUGAGGCAAAGGGAGUGACUAGGGGUCUCGAUCACGGAGUGUGGUCGGGGUUCCACGUCGCCUUCCACCCACAGGAUAACCCCCUCAAUGUUCCCUUGGUUCAAGUGAGCUUGUACAACAACCAAGACGUCGAUCUGCAUUAUCGGCUAGGACAAGCUGUCGCUUCUCUACGCGAUGAAAACAUUCUCGUCAUCGGCGCUGGGAUGUCGGUACAUAACCUUAGGGACUAUUUCGUAACGCAAGGCGACCCAAAUCCAUUGCCUUACGUGCCGGUCUUUGACGAGGCCCUAAAAGAGGCGGUUGAGUCUCCUCCUAGCGAACGCCAAACCCGCAUGAGCCAAGUUGCUAAGCGACCAGAUGCUAAACAGGCCCAUCCCCGCUUCGACCAUUUGAUGCCGCUGUAUGUGGCAGCCGGUGUGGCUGGUGAUGACGCAGGCAAGAGAACGUGGACGCUGCACGAGGGUAGCAUGGGAUGGGGGCAGUAUAGGUUCGGAAAAGUCCCUGCAUCCUAGGAGGAUGAUGCAAGAUGCUUUAGGCGGGGAUAAUAAUUGACAUAUACCCCAACCCCUCCAGAAAUAAGUAGAAUGUCAGGUAGGUAUACUUUUAAAAAGUGCAAUAUGAGCU